Molecule: messenger RNA, 4112 nt
Organism: Linum trigynum
Lineage: Eukaryota; Viridiplantae; Streptophyta; Magnoliopsida; Malpighiales; Linaceae
Source: the annotation of a GenBank genome assembly
UGAUACAGCUGCCCGCGAUUAUUACGGGUAGAUCGUGAUCGUCUUUAAGAAGGAAGGGAAGUUGCCUUUCCCUUUCCCUUUCCGUGCUCUCAUCCAUGGUUGCGUAGAGGGAUAAAAAAAACCCUCGCCCCGACUUCUCUCUCCCCUCUGUCUAAUCGUUUUUUUUUUUUUCAUUUUCUUUCUAGAAGCCAGUAAUUUUACUCUCUGAUUUUCCCGCUCGCUCAAUCAUGAUCGCCCGCCAUUUCCAUUCCUCCUUCCUCGCCGGCGAUUAGCCGGUACCGAGUCUAGGUUAACUUUCCGUUUAUGGCAUCGGCAGUUCUAGCCAGCAAAAAUGGCCCGCAUUGGGGAGACAGUGAGACGUACAUGAGGACAUACACCUCCGUUACCGCCGCCACCAACGCAAAUAAGAGCCGCAACGGCGUCAGUCACAGCCAUGACGAUUUCUUCCCCGGGCGUGCCCCGAGUCCCGUUCCACCUCCAAGGUUCUUACAAAGUUCAACCCAGAUCCGUAAUCCGUCUGGCGAUCACCGCGUCGGCAGAAUGUUACCGCCUCCUCUGCCGAAGCCGGAUGCUGGCUCGCCGAAGUGGAGGGUGGCUCCCGGCGACGGCGAAGUGAAGGAGUCCUACCACGGCGGUUACGUGACGUUCAAUCUCGAUGCGCACUCAGGGCAAGAAUUGAAAGAAUUGAAGAGGCGCCUUCAAUUGGAGCUCGAACAGGUCCGCGCCGUGAGAACGAGGUUAGACCGACUGAACUCUGACCCUCGACCAGUUUACCCUAGUUUCCAGCUCUCCAAUGCACAUCCACCGCCAUUGCCCGCGCCCCAAUUUACCAACCGGGAUGCAAGCGGGACGAAGGCCGGCCAACAGAAUCGCGAGUCGAAGGGGCAAAAAUCCAAGAAGAAUUUUCCAAUUCUUGUUCCGGGUCAGGGCUCGAAACCUAGCUCCCCGUCGCCCAAUGAGUUGGAACCCAAACGGCAGCCCGGGACUAGUCCGUUACGGGACAAGGUACUGAUGAGCAUGAUGAGAAGGUGCCGGCAAAUACUGGGUAAGGUGAUGAAGCACAGAUCUGCUGUGUGGUUCAACGAGCCGGUCGAUGUGGUGGGAAUGCGGUUGUACGAUUAUAACCAGGUAAUCAAGAGGCCAAUGGAUCUGGGUACCGUGAAAUCCAAUCUCGACGAUGGAUUUUACAAGUCUCCCCUUGAUUUCGCAGGCGAUGUGAGGCUUACUUUUGCAAACGCGAUGACUUACAACCCUAUCGGGCACGAAGUGCAUGGAUUCGCGAAGCAGCUGCUCAAGUUUUUCGACGAUAUGUUUGAGCCUGCAAAUAAGAAGUUCGAUGCUGAGCAGCGUAAGGUUUCACGGCAGAGUCAGGAUGUGGGUAAAUUUCAGCCUGCAUUUUUGGAGAGAGCGGCGGUGUCUCAUCAGUCAGUUAUCGAUGCCAUGGAAACAGAUGUUGAAGAGGUUGCGGCGGCCGUUACAGGGGAGCAGCAGCAGUUGGAGGUCGGCAAGGCUGCCACUGUGGAGCAGCAGCAUUUGAGAGUUGGGAAGCCGCCGAAGCCAAAGGCCAGGGAUCCAAUCAAGAGACGAAUGACUGUAGAAGAAAGGGACAAGUUAGGGAAGGAUUUAGAAGGGCUGCCGCCUGAUAAGAUGGACCAGGCAGUACAGAUUCUGAGGAAGCGGAAUGGGGGAUUGGAACAAGAGAACGAUGAAAUUGUGAUUGAUUUCGAGAACAUGGAUGUGGAGACGCUGUGGGAACUGGAUAGACUGGUGACCAACUACAGGAAACUCCUUAACAAGAUGAAGAGGCAGGAGCAGUUGCAGCUGCAGAACCAACUUGAAGAAAACAAAUUCAUCACCCAGGGUCCGGAAAUGAGUCCUGAAACGGGGAGGAACAUGAUUGUGGAGGAAGAAGUGGACAUUGGAGAGGAGAGUCCAGUUGGGAAUUAUCCGCCGGUGGAGAUAGAGAAGGAUUUGAUUGGAUGUGGGAGUGACAAGUCAAGCAGCUCUGGUGAUUCAAGGAGUAGCAGCCGCAGCGGUUCUUCCUCUUCAAGUGAGUCAGGAUCAGGAUCUGAGAGCUCAUCUGGGAGCGAGUCUGAUGAAGACAGCGUGCAGUCACCUUAUGCCAAAGCAAACGAUGCUGGAGGUGAGCAGAGAGCAGCAGGACUUUAUUAAGGCUGCCUGCUGCUGCAAUUUCUGGUAUUGGCAGGAGUAGGGUUUUGGUUGUGAGAAAGUAGGCGACUUGGCCGUGGGCGAGGGUUCUGAAAUUGUAAAGAGGGUGUGUUGACUUACUGAAAUUGGGAAGUAGUACGUAGCAGUAGCUGGGUUUUGUAGUUAGUGAGGGAGAGGGCAGUUUUGCCAAGUAAAGCUGAAAAAGAGUUGGUUAGGGUUUUAAGUAGCUAACAAGGAGGGAGCCGAGUUAGGGUCUUUUGUGCAGCUGCUAAUUGCUAGAGCUAGAGCAGGCAGGCAGUAAAAAUGUAGUUAGUCUCUAGUUGGAACUUUGUUGCUUUGCUUCAAAUUUUUCUGAUGGGUAAAAAAAAGAUUGGAAAAGAAGGAAAGCAGAGUUGUAGGCACAUGUUUUUUCAGAGUGCAGCUAUCAUAUUCAUAGAGAUGAAUGAAAGAAAGAAGUGCAGUAAAGAAAAACAGGGGGAACAAGCGCUUAAAAGUUUUAACCUAAAAAAUUGUGCAUUAUGUGUCCGUUUCCUACUUGCCCCGGGGCCUAUUUCUGUUGCAUUAUUUAAUUGUGCAUGUCCCUGAUUAAGAUUUUAACUUGGUAUGGGCUGUGAGCUGGGGACUGGUUAGCAUGCUAAUCCCUUAAGGGGUUGGUUUUUUGACACCCCUUUUAAUUGGUCAAUUUUUCAUUAAUUAUUGACAAGUAUUAAUGAAAGUAAACAUAAUAAAUGUUCUGUUAUUAAAUAUAAAGUAAACAUUAAAUACACCACAUUAAUUACCACUUUACUGGUAUUUGACUAUUUGUACCACUGCACUGAUACUCAGAUAUGACAUUGCUACCAGUGCACUGAUAUCGCAACCAGUGCAGUGGUAUAUCUACCAGUACAGUGGUACAACGUAUCAGUGCAGUGGUAUAUCUACUAGUACAGUGGUACAACGUAUCAGUGCAGUGGUAUAUUUUUUGGAGGUGGUCGGAGGGAGUCUGCCGAUGAGAUUUUCACCGGAGAAGUGUGGCGGUCGGAGGAAGUCUGGUGGUCGGAGACUGCUGAAAAAGGAAAAAUCAAAUAUAGUGAGAGAAUUCCUAAUGUGUAUUUAAUGUGUGUAUUUAAUUCUUAAUGUGUAUUUAAUAGUGAGAGAAUUCCUAAUUAAUAUGGUACAUUUAAUUCCUAAUGUGUAUUUAAUGUGUGUAUUAAAUUCUAUAGUUGUAUUAAAUAUACUAGGGGUGUCAUUUUUCCAACCCCUAAGAGGGGUUAGCAUGCUAACCGACCCCUGUGAGCUGUGUGCUGAUCUGGCCGUUCCCUAUAAAGCAGAGAGCUAACUUUGAAAACCAAAGGGCAUAAAUGCAGUGAGCUGGAUUGAAACAAGGGCUUCUAGCUUUUAGCUCAGCCAGUCACAAGGUUGUCUCAUUAAUGUUAGGGUAUUAUGCCCAAAAAUUCUGCUAAUUCGAAUUCUAGAUAGCGUUUGCAUACUCAAGGUAUGCGGUACCCCGAAUUUCACCCGGGGUACCGUAGAAGACACCAUAUGUAUAUAGUAAAUUGGUUUUGAUGAUUGCUUCUAUACAUGUACUUUCACCGGUUAUGGGAUCACGCAGUUGCGGAGGGAAGGCAAGAGGAGAGAAGUCCAAGGACCCCACUUGGCAAAAUUUUGGGAGAAAAAUUUAUUAGAUAAAUAUACUUCGAUACGAAUAUGUAAAUACAUGACCCCAUACUUUUGCUGAUACUUGUUGUAACUUAGAACCCCAAUCAACUCAAAUCCCAUUAGAUGCAUAGGAUUUAGUGUUAUAAUUUUUUUAAAGACCUCAAUCCAUUUAAAGCCUCGCUAAGCCACUUGGAUCACGUAACUUUUUAUUCAUUUGUAUAAAAAGAGAUAACAUAAGUUCAUAAAAAAAUUAUUUUAACUUUUAGCCUGUCUUGACCUCUUUGGAAUAAUGACUCAGAUGUUAA